ACUGGGUUAAUAGGAUUCUCUUUUGAUGACCCUAACCCUAACCCUAACCUCAUGAUUACUCGGAUUGAUAUUCGUGACGAUUAUGACUGUUAUUCAUGAUUCAUAUUUAUGAUUCAUGAUGAUGACAGUUACGUACGAUGGUUAGGGUUCGGAUUCUUGAUUCUUAUGAUUGUUAUGGUAUUCAUAUGGCUGUUAUUCGUGAUUGUGAUUGAUGAAGAUCAUGACUGUUAUUCUUAUUCUUCUUGUGAUUACGACUGCGAUGAAGGGGAAAUGGUGCGCGCGCGCGCGCGCGCGUGCGUGUGCCGGCGGGACAUCGGGCAACGGGUCAGAUCGAUCAUCUUAGUCUGGGUCAUUGGCAAGGACUGACAGGAUGAUGCUGAAUGACAGCUGGACCGUGAUGAACAACAGCAGCUCGGAGCUGGACGCCAAACGCACAAACAAGCGCAAGAAAUGCUGCGGCUUCCUUUUGUGGGCGGUGCCGCUGGUCGCCGUGGUAGCGGUCGUCACAGCGACGCUCACCCUGGUCUACGUGAAACGCUACCCUCUGCCCUUCAUCAACAGAGACCAAGCGUCCUCGUCUUCUCCCGUCAUCUCCAUCGAUCCCAAAGAGUCGGGCGCCAUGGUGACGGUGUCGCAGGCGGGCGACGGCGAACCCGCCAGCGUCUUCCUGGACACCGACUGCCCGGACCCCGCCCGCAACUUUGAGCGCUGGGAGGCGCUGCGCAACUCGCUCGUACGAGCGCUGAGCACGCGCCACGCCGAAGACCGGCAGGAGGCGAGACGCGCACGCACGCUGGCCGACGAGGUUGAGGCCGCGGUGGGACAUGCGGGUGACCUCGCACGCCAAGCGCAGGCCCUGAAAAGCGGCCAAGGGAUUCUGGAACAGAGACUGGAAAGCCUGCAGAACCAGCAGAACCGCAUCGCUCAGGUAUUGUCGGACGAGCAAGCGGGGGUCCUCAAACUCAGUUCAGCUUUGACUGAUUCUCUGUCCAGCCUGCAGAGGGAGACAGAGAGUCUGAGCAGACUUCACAGAGAUAAACACACAGCUCUCACGCCCAGAGACUGCAGUGAGGUCAUGGCGGCAGGAAAUUCCCGAGAUGGAGUUUAUUCCAUCUUCCCGGUCCACGAGCCCGACGGCUUCAUGGUCUUCUGCGACUUGAGCACGGACGCGGGAGGCUGGACCGUGAUCCAGAGAAGACAGGACGGCUCUGUAAAUUUCUUUCGCGGUUGGGCCGCAUAUCGAGACGGCUUUGGAACAACAACAGGAGAGCACUGGCUAGGCCUGCAGAGGAUUUCCGCUCUGACACGGUCAGGCGGUUACGAGUUGCGAAUCGACAUGGCCGACUUUGAAAAUGCGACAGCCUUCGCGCAUUACGCUGAAUUCUCCGUGGGCCGAGACUCGGUCAACCCCGAAGAGGACGGAUACCCGCUCACGGUGGACCGCUACUCAGGAACCGCAGGUGAUUCGCUCCUGAAGCAUUCUGGGAUGCAGUUCACCACCAAAGACCGCGACCAGGACCAGUCGGAGAACAACUGCGCUACGUACUACCAGGGCGCCUGGUGGUACCGCAACUGUCAUACGUCCAACCUGAACGGGCAGUACCUAGGCGGAGGCCACGCAUCUUACGCCGACGGCGUGGAGUGGUCCAGUUGGACUGGCUGGCAGUAUUCUCUGAGAUUCACCGAAAUGAAGAUCCGGCCCAGGCCCAAACCCAACUGACCGUCCAUCCCUUGCAGGAAACAUACAAUGGCUCAGAUAAAUCAAAUGUUGCAAUAUUAACAUCAUCAAAUGCAUUUUUUCAGCUUUAAAAUAUGACAGCAGUCCAAUUGCUGCCCUUCAUUUCCACCACGUUAAGUCAUUCAGUGAACUCAUCUUUUGUUCAGUUAGCCGCAAGCACGUUAUUUACUGCAUGUAAAAAUGUUUAGGGAUUGCUCUAUAGACAACGACAUAAAAUUACAUUAAUAUGUUAACUGUAGGACUUAUGGAUUUAUCAUUAAAUACUUUUUGAUUAAAA
Phycodurus eques (leafy seadragon) is the source of this 2015-nucleotide messenger RNA. RefSeq names its product fibrinogen C domain containing 1a (gene fibcd1a). The record is from RefSeq and is a predicted model, not a curated record. Bases 371 to 1720 code for a protein of 449 amino acids. The transcript has 10 exons. NCBI's taxonomy places the organism in Eukaryota, Metazoa, Chordata, Actinopteri, Syngnathiformes, Syngnathidae.